Molecule: messenger RNA, 3438 nt
Organism: Ectocarpus sp. CCAP 1310/34
Lineage: Eukaryota; Phaeophyceae; Ectocarpales; Ectocarpaceae
Source: the annotation of a GenBank genome assembly
CCGCCAGCAGCAGCAGUGGAGCGCUCUCAGGCGCGAACCUCUUUCUAUCUACCCCAUCUCGUGCACACGCUUCACCUCCCUAUUCGACCUGAGGCCGAACAACGCGCGACAGAGACGGACAAACGCGCCGAUACGGCGGUGCGCUACGUACUGCCUCGGUGGGAUCUCACCUCAAACUGACCCAACCCCACCGGUGUCGGUUGUUAGCACUCCUGCUACCCUGUGGCGUCUGAGGAAGUGGCUGUGUGUCGUCUUUACGUCCUGGGGCCAACCUUAUUGCCGAGAGAACCUUGCCUGCAUUGGCAGCAGGCACAUCAGGCAUCUGCUCGUUUGCUGCGUACGUCGAUACAAAAGAUCACGAUCUGAAUUUUACCAAUACCGAGGAGGCUGGCUGCUGCAGUCUAGCGAGGGAGGCUGCCGCAUCGGCUUACACAUAGUACUCGCACUAGCCGAGUGACCAUCAUGGCGGCGGCAGUAGCAACAAACAUCACCAGCGGGGAAGGGCCGGCGUACGUCCUCUGCGCCCUUCCGUACCGCACCGAUGCGGAGCGGGAGGACUGGGGGCUAGACACGGCCCUGGCUAUCGUGGAGGAAGCGGUCGAGGCCUUCGAUCCCCAGAGGAUGAAAGCGCGGCCAGCGAGAACCAGCUGGCCCCCGGAGCUGCAGGACAAGGCUAAGGCGUUGGAUACAAUCGAGCUGAUGCGAUCCGCCUACUUCGCUAGAGGAUCCAGCAGCCUGCCCGACGUCAGCGAGCCGGUGCCCAAGAUAGAGGAUAACUUUUACAUGUGGCUCUCCCUCAGGAAGCAGCAGUGGAGAAAACACAGGAGAGACAAGAGGGCCGGCCGGAAGCUGACCCCGGAGGAAGACUUCCCAAGAUGGCUGCAAGAGCGCAAGUGGCACUGGAAGUCGAGCAAGAUGGAGCGCGAGUCCCUCAACACCCCUCGGCUGGAGGAAGACUUUUACACGUGGUUGUCGGAGCGGAAGAAGGUCUGGCGCCUCCAGAGGCUCGCCCGCAAGCACGGUGGCCGCGGGCUCGCGUCGAACAGCAGCAGCGGGUUUAGCCGAGACGGCGUGGCGGAGCUGCCGGACAACAACUACCAGCACCAUCUUCAGCGGCAGAAGCAGCAGAAGCAGAAGCAGCAGCAGCAGCAGCAGAAGCAGCAAGGACAACAGCCGCAGCCGCUACCGCUGCAGCAGCCGCAGCAGCCGCAGCAGCCGCCGCAGCAGCAGCAGCCACAGCAACAACCACAGCAGCAUUACCACCAUCAACAGCAACAGCAACAGCAGCAACAGCAGCAGCAACAGCAACCACAGCAGCAUGAUGAGGGGGGUGGGGUGAUGGGGGCUUAGGCAAUGGGCAGGGGGAAUUGUCCAUAGCGAUGGAUCAUAGGUACACGAGAGACACCCUGAGUCCGGUUGGCCUACAUCCCCGUUUCCCCUCGUUUUGGAACACCCUCGAAACGACCUGUGUUGAUACCUGCUUAGAGACUUGACAUUGUUAUGUUUUGUUUUGGGGGUAAUUUUUUAUUGGCUUUUGCUCUUUCGGCCUAGAUGGCUGUGUUGGCGUCAGUCGUCCUCGUGCUCAGCAAUGUACAGGCGGAUGACUUUGUUUUUGUUUUGGUCAUUCGUGUUUAUUUUGUUUUUGCCCCUUCGUGUCGUUUUGGUAGUGUUAUGUGUGUUUGGUGAGAGAUUUGUAUCGUGCUGUUGAUGAGGUGCACCAAGUCGCGUGUCAGUAGUGUUUGGUCUCAAGGGAGCAUCCGUUUGAAUGUUGAAGUCGAGGAUGCCGGCGAAAGUAGGAGCUGUGCUUCUUUCCGCACAGCGGCAUGAGCUCAGCGGCACCCCGCCGGCGAUACUGAUUCCAUCAUGAUUGGAUGUUAGUGCAUCUCGAAUGCUCAUCGCUUCGCUACAUGGACAAGACGGAGAGAGAGAUGGAGCUUAUCCAUCGCACAGCCUUGCUGCUCGUCAUCCAAACGCCUUUGCUGGCGAGUUUUCAAGCUCAUACUGCGAAAGUCGUGUCUUCCCCGCCAGGAUAACCUGGCACCGAGCCUGCAACACAAACAAAUGCUCCUUGCGGAAAGACAAAACAAUUGACUACGACGUCUGCGUCACCGCUUGAGAAUUUAGCGGCCACGAACUUGAGGGCUCAACUUUCCCCCUCGACAAAGUGCAAGAAAUUGCAACCAGCAGGGUUCCCUUUCAACAUUCACUGCUGUGAAGUCUUUAUUCACUCGAACGGGUAUUUGGCCUUACAGAGACCUGUGAAUUUUCAUUUUCUGCUGGUUGUCCACAGAGGAAAUAGGAAGCACGAAUCUCGGGGAGCAAGAAUAGAGGCGAAUAUUGAGCGUCUGUGGUUGGUUGCGUGUUGUCUCUCCCACCUGAGCCCCCUUGAUGAUGUUGGAUUCAACCAAGCUUUGCAACGACAGCGACGAAAGGGAAUGAUUACAUUCGCCUUCUCCCCCCUCCGCUAUGAUUAGCCCGCCCCCUUCGAGUUGUUCCACCCAACUAGCACACACGAAGGAAGCUAGGGCACUUUUGGGGGGGCGCGACAAAAUGCGUCAGUCAGUCUCAAGACAACCGCAGCACGCAACACGUUUUUUUCUAACCGAUCAAAGGGCUGCAAGAUAUUAGUACCCAUGGGUUUCACUCCGAGAAGUCAAUCCCAAACGGUGUUAGUAACAAAACGUCGUUGAAAGCAUAAGAAAUUUCCAAAUAUCAAUUGAAUUUCCCCUGCUGCACACCUGCAGCUCUCCCAAUAGCGCUUCCAAGAGAAAAAGCACAAUUGAUCAUGCCACUCACAAAACAAAAAGCCCACCACUGCUUGUCUACUCUAUGCCCUUCAGUCCCUACCUCUCAUGUCAAAGGCGAACCGCGCAUUCCAACCGCUAUCCGUCUUACAUGUUACAUACCUGACAAAUCUGCCAAUAAAUCCCUUGGAAGAAAACCAUACACGAUAGCAAAUGGGUGAUGCUCUUCCAGCCGGUUCAACUGAACGCGCAACGUCAGGAAUGGACCAUGCCCCAGAUCCAGUACCCUACCGGCGUCAUUACCACAACACAUGAAGAGUCGAACACACUUCCGUGAGUCCUGUCACGGAGUAGUUAGUACCUUUCUGUGAUGUUGAUUACCUACGUGUUACAUAUUCUACAAAAAAAACUGUCGCGGUCUCAUGGCGUCGUCAGUUGGGCGCAAAGCUCGACUUCGCCAACGCAUGCAUGAACCUGCUCGGCACUGAUCGUCUUCUCGUCGAUGCGCCAUUUCCACGGUCACCGAACAUCGAACCCAUACAAUACAUGUGCUACUAUACUUGCUGCUGUUAGCAGCGACCAAGGCAAAGCUUGUGAGUGGAAGAAAGCCACGUAUUCUUAGUCUGAGCUUGAUUCAAACAUCUGUCAAACUCGACCCACCCUUUGCCAGUCUAGUAAGCCAACCGAUCCGCCU